Molecule: messenger RNA, 1818 nt
Organism: Plasmopara halstedii
Lineage: Eukaryota; Oomycota; Peronosporomycetes; Peronosporales; Peronosporaceae
Product: ca2 :cation antiporter family
Exons: 2
Coding region: 1-1818 (605 amino acids)
Biological process (GO): monoatomic cation transport; transmembrane transport
Cellular component (GO): membrane
Molecular function (GO): monoatomic cation transmembrane transporter activity
Source: RefSeq, a predicted model, not a curated record
AUGGAGACAGCACUACUAGCGCCAUGUGACAGCUCACCAUUUGAUGCAAACAUUACGCUAGGUCCUCUUGGCAUUGACUAUGUACACAUCUACUAUUGCACGCUUGCUGACCUUCCACUCCUCUCUUUCUCGAUGCUACUGCUCUGGCUCUGCUGCCUUUUUUACUUCUUGGGAAGCACAGCAGAUGGAUAUUUCUCACCGACGCUAGCAAGUCUAAGCGAUCGCCUGCGGGUGCCUCACAAUGUUGCGGGUGUCACUUUUCUUGCCAUUGGAAACGGAGCUCCAGACGUCUUUUCAGCUAUUGCUGCAUACAGCUCUGGGGUUGGGGAAACUGGAGUAAAUGAGCUGCUUGGUGGAGCUAUGUUUGUUUCUACAGUAGUUGUGGGUGGUGUGGCAAUUGCCAGCGAUGUGAAGGUGAAACGCUGGGCAUUUCUGCGAGACGCGGGGGCAUUAAUUAUCACUCUGGUGAUUUUUAUGGGUCUGGCAGUGAGCAGCAGAAAAGAGAAUUUAAAGGAUACAGCCUUAGCUGCAGUGAUUUUUUUGGUUAUGUACGGAUUAUAUGUUGGCAGUGUGGUGCUCGAAGUAUGCUUGAAGGUGAACAGUACAAUUGCUAAUACCGAUCGGGAUGCCAAAGUGGAAGGAGAGAAUUCUUUGAUGAUGUCGGCAUAUUGGCAUGCUUUAUCACCAAGAGGGAAGAAUGUAAAACGAGCAUCUAGGUCGGAACCUCAAUAUGACUUAAAAACGAAACUGAAAACUGAGGAGUAUUCGGGAAGGACAACAAAUGAGAAUGGCGGCGGCGAUACAUUGGGAAUCGACGAGUCAAUAGCUAGCGAAAUGACAAGCCUUCACUUUUCAAGUCGAGUUUUUGACGAUCACUUUGAAGUUGAGGAAGAGGAUUCACUAUCGUCUCCACUAAUUGCGUACCAUAAGCGUGAUGGUAUAAGUGACGAUCAAGUUCUACCAGAAUGGCAAAAACACCUUCGCUGGAGAUGGCGACUCAGGCGUCGUGUAGUCCAAUUGUAUCAGAGUGAUAACUCAUUGGUUGUCAAAAUUCUUCACCUCCCGCAAGCCCUGCUUGUGCUCGCUCGCGAUCUUACAGUGCCUCUUUUUGACAAUGAGGCCUGGUCGCGACCCAAAGCGUGUCUAUCGCUCGUUACAGUCCCGCUUUUGGUCGCAAUGACAAGCAAUUACGCAAGUGCUGACGUUUUGGGUGGGAGAAGUUCAUACCGUCUUUUGCUGUGGCAAGCUAUUUUAGUUUUAGGUAGCUGCGCAUGUGCUGUCGCCUCGUUCUUUACACACCGGUCUCACGCACCGCGAUCGGUUAAGGCUUCCAUUUUGUUCCUUUCCACGGCUUUUAUUGCUUGCGUUGUCUGGAUCUACGCGGCAGCAAAUGAGCUGGUGGCUCUUUUGACGGCGGUGGGUUAUAUCACUCACGCUAGUAACAGCUUGUUAGGGCUGACUGUACUUGCAUGGGGAAACUCUGUCGGUGACUUGAUCACAAAUGUAUCAGUGGCUCGAUCUGGGUUCCCGCAAAUGGCUAUCGCUGGUUGUUUUGGGGGGCCAGUGUUUAACAUUUUGCUCGGUAUGGGGUUACCUAUGGCUUUUGCAUUCAUAUCCGGACGCAGUGAAUUUCUGUCACUUGACAUUCAUGCAUGGACAUCUUUAACCUUUCUUUUCGUGUAUCUUGUAUCGUCCUUAUCUGUGUUUCGACACUACGAGUAUCACUGUCCGGCGUGGUAUGGCAAGACACUCAUGGUUUAUUACAUAAUCUAUUCGUUACUCAAUGUCUUUUUUGCAUUGCAAGUGGGACAAAUGUAA